Molecule: messenger RNA, 714 nt
Organism: Eimeria necatrix
Lineage: Eukaryota; Apicomplexa; Conoidasida; Eucoccidiorida; Eimeriidae
Exons: 4
Coding region: 1-714 (237 amino acids)
Source: RefSeq, a predicted model, not a curated record
AUGAGCUUUCGCCAGGCCACUCCGCGCUGCGAAACGGGAGCGACGUACGCCAAGUGCUGCCUUCCCCGUGACCAGUGGUCCACUCUUGCUGCUGCUGCUGCUGCUGCUGCUGCUGCUGCUGCUGCUGCUGCUGCUGCAGAUAAUCGUCGCUGGAGGCUGCGACUCGCGGCGGACAGUCCAGCGCUGCUACAAGUGAGCAGCAGACAGGCAGCAGGCCCUCCUUUGCAAGUUAAUGGACUUAUUAUUUCUCCAUUUCGUUUUCCUCUCAGUGACGUUUGGCAAUUAGAUGCAAAGACUUACACCUGGACUGUCUUGUCUGCUGGGGACCCAAAAUUUGCCCCUCGCGAGCGCCACGGGGCUGUGCUUUUGAAGGGCGUGGCCUGCGAAAUUGAUAUUUGGGGAGAAGAGGAAAGGGCCAGGAGGGCCAAAGGGAUUAAACGCCGGUCUCCUGAACACCCAACUCCAGACUUGUCGAAGCUCAUAGACUUCGACUUGCGAGAGCAGACAACUGCAGCAACUGCAGCAGCUGCAGCAGCUGCAGCAGCUGCAGCAGCUGUCGGUGGCAGCAAAACUGCUAGGGCUCUCAUUUUCGAGCUUCAGGAACAGCUGCCUUCGAUUUCCACUUCCGUGCGAGUAGCCAUGGCCCCUGUGUCGCUUUUUGUGGCCCUCGGCACGUUGUAUACAAUGUACAGUAUCAACAAGUCUCGCAUGUGA